UGGUGCAAAUGCGACAUAAGGAGCGGAAAAAUUAUUAAAUGGCUCAAUCGAACACAAGAUACCUUGACUUCAACGAGAAUCUCGUUGGGCUUGAAAUUUCAUUUGAUAAGUUUUAAUUCACCGUUACAUAGAAUUCCGGAAAAAUGCUGAAUACAUACAAAUGCAAAUGGGCUGAAAGCAUACAACAACAAUGCCACGAAACGACAGCGAGUCAAGCUGCAACUGAAAAUUACUUUUAAAAGAAUAUAAAAGUGAGAAUAAAAGCAGCGAAGAAAGCAAACGGAAGACAGCAAGGAAGCGAAGUAGUUAAGUAAACGAAUGCAUUAAGCCAGUUGCACGGUUGUAAACUACAACAACAACUGCUGAAACGCGCUGUUAAAACGCCAAGCGAACGCCGGAAAGCGUGCUAUACAAAUUAAAGAAAGCAGCAAAUGUAAAUUUCGGUUGAAGCGCCAACGAAAAUAAGCCAACAACUCGUGGCAAAGCAAAUAAAACACGCGCGCCACCAACGAUAAUAACCGUAAAGCAAAUAAUGAGGCGCAACGGUAAAAGCGAAAUGCAUGCAUGUGUUCGUGCACCGCGCUUCUAACCUGUAAAACCAGCGAAAUUACACGCUGUUGCACGUACAGCGCGCAUGCAACAGAGUUGAAAUUUAUACUUCAUACGGCACUGCAUUAAACGGCAACAAAAGGAGCAGAAACAACAACAACGACGCUGUCUGCUGUCGCUUGUGGCCCGGAAUACGGCCAAGCGGAUGUGGCAUUGUGCGCCAAAAGCACUGUUAUUACAUUUUUUCGGGCGCGAAUACUGCGCGCUACGUGCAAUUUCACCCGAUUAUUUAACUGUAAACUACAGCAGAGCAUUACUCGAAAGAGUUGGCUACUAAAAUUCCAAAGCUGUAAAAAAUAAAAAUUUUUGUUGUUGCGAAGCAAAUCACAAAAAAUCGAAAAAAAUACUUCUUCACACAGUGCAUCGAAUAUCAGCUUGAAUACAGUUACCUGACACGCUUUCGACUUUUACUGGCGAAAAAAAGGGGCACCUCAUGCAACGUGUUGCACAAACCAAUGGCAUUUUUGUUGCUUUUAUGUAAACACCAGUCAUUAGACUGGCACCAUUCAGCGCACCGCUCGCCACACUGAAACUGUGUGACCCCAUUUGUCGGCGUGUAUUCAAUGCAGAAGCGAGCAAAAUUCACUCAAAUAAAAUUAAUUCUCAAAACUGAGUUAUCAAACUGCACACACACACACUCACAACUGAACUCAAAGGCAAACUAUUUGCAUUUGCCAUUAAAAUAAUUAAAAAUGUGUGCAUUCGUGCGCAGUAAAAUGGCGCUGAGUGUGGUAUAAAUAAUAAAAAAGACUUGAAGUUAUCAGAAAUAACAAAAAAUUGGCUGCAAAGUAGUAAUAAAUUUAAUUUUUUUUGACGGUUGGAAGGUUGAAAAACCGCAUCAUUAGCAGCGAGGUGAAGUGAGUGAGAAAAAAGAUAUAAAUUAUCGCUGAAAAUUCAUAAUAUAUUGCGAGCACAGAGUUAAGCCAUCAAAAUGCUGCCCACCAAUGUAAUGACGUUCAUGAAAAAGAUGGUCGCCACAGAUGAGACGCCAUCCACACAGAAUCAACCCGACACUGGCGGAACUUUUGGAAAGUUGAAGCAGACACUGUCAUCGUCGCUGCUCACGGCGCAGGAUAGAGUGAACAAAAUGUCGCCGCGCCCCUCGUUGGCGCCCACCGAAGACGGCAGCUAUGGCGGUGCGUACCAGCAACAGACCCAGGACGCUUAUGCGGCCAAUCAGAACAAUAACAAUAACAACAAUACGACAGGCGGCAGCACUGCAGCGAACUCAUCGAAAAACGAGCCGGGGCGGCGUGCGGGGGCGUGUCGCGUGUGCUUGAAAUCCUUCAAACCCGACGACUAUCACAAGACAUGCUUCGAGUGUCAGCAACGGGUGUGCGAAGAUUGCGCCAGCUACAGCAAGCUGGAAGAGAAUGAAGAUGCGAAUAUGUGGCGCUGCAGUGUAUGCCGACGAAAGAUGGCCUCACGUGUGUGCAUCCCACAAGACUCAACCGACUCCAUGUUGGAUGUGCCCGUGCUGGAGGCGCUGCAACGACGUCACUCCGAUGCUAAGCUCGGCUCAACACAGACAUUGGCACCGGCAAAUGGUACAGCGUUGGCACCGCCACGCAGCCCCGAAUGUCGUCGGCAUUCCGACGUUUCACCCGCCUCUCUUAAAGAACUCGAAAAGUUGAAGGGGAAUAAAACACCGGGCGGUGAUUUGGACUUUCGAAAGGGUGGACGCAGCAUGGCGCCGAGCCGUUCAUCGAGCCCGCCGCGGCAAUCGGAUCUGGAGCAGCAGCCACCAUUCGGAGCGCCGCUGUCACGUAUGGCAUCACGCCGGGGAUCACGUGUGGCGCGCCAGCACAGCUAUGACGAUGACAUGAACAGUGCGAGUAUGGCAGCAGCGGGAGCGAUCAGUGCAGCCGGCGGUCUAGGCGCGGCAGCGGCUGGUGCAUUGGGCAUGACAGGCGGUGAUCCCGGACUCGGCAUACCAGCGAUGCCAAGAAGGAAAUCCGCAUAUGACGUCUUUGCGCCAAAUCUGCUACAGAGUGCGGCACCUGCGACAACACAAAUUCAACGAUCACCCGGUGAUGGUAUGUCGCCACAGAUUGCACUACCUGGUUCGCGGAGGCCCUCCUUCCGUGUGCCACAUCCUUCCGAGGAUCUGCAAAAUGACGAAUCACCGAGUCCGGAUAAGGGUAGUCCAGUGCUUACAGUGGAUGACGAUAGACGUAUACGUCGACGCGGAUCACAGCUUCCCGAUUUGGCGGCGUUGCAGCAACGCGGUGCAUUACCAACCAAUCUGCCCGCCACCAUACCACCUCCAAUCGCCGCUUUCACCGGUCCCAAUUUGGAAGAUCUUGAGGCACCACGACGUCAAACAUCGAUGGAUGGUGAAGCCAUUAAAAUUGUUAUACACGAUGUAGACUCGGGUCCCAUUUGCUCAUCGAAACGUAGAAUUGUAUUACGCAGAGAUCCCACGGAUAAGGCGCAUCGCACACGUGGCUUUGGUAUGCGUGUGGUUGGCGGCAAAACCGGUGCGGAUGGCCGACUCUUCGCCUAUAUUGUGUGGACGGUGCCAGGCGGGCCAGCCGAGAAGAACGGACUACAGCAAGGCGAUAAGAUACUCGAGUGGAAUGGCAUGUCGUUGAUUGAUCGUAGCUUCGAGGAGGUCUGCUCUAUAAUGGAUCGUACGGGCGACAUUGUCGAACUGCUCGUCGAGCACGCUACCGACUUUCGUAUGUGCGAUCUAUUCGAUGAGAAUCUACCACCGGGCAAUAGUGGCAAUCAAAGCGGUCCACGGCGUUCAGGUGACGGUCCGGUAGGACUGGGCUUAAUAGCGGACCCCGAAACAACCACAGACAAAUCACCGGCAUCGCCGACCAGACGGAAAUUACCCAAAACUCCGGAGCAAAUCGCACGCGAGAAGCAAGUAAGUGGGCGUGUACAGUUACAAGUUUGGUAUAAUGCCGAUCGCAAUGAGUUGGUCGUCUCACUAAUGGCCGCGGAUGAUCUGGCUUUACGUGAUGAAGCCUACGGACAUGGUAAUCUACCGGAGGCAUAUGCUAAAGUGCGCGUUUUACCCAAAUGCGGCGAUGGUUGCGUUCAACAAACCGAAGUCAGUCAUCCCACACAAAAUCCCAUUUGGAAUGCAACGCUCACCUUUCAGCACGUGAAUGCCGACAGCCUCAUGGAUCGCUACAUUGACACACAGUUAUGGGAUCUUGUACCACACACCGAGUCCAUAUUUCUGGGCGAAUGCAGUGUCGAACUGCAGCAGGCCUUUCUCGAUGAUCGUGCCAUCUGGUGUCGACUGGAGGAUCCGAAGGGGCUGCGCGGCAUCAGCAUGUCAAAAUCGCCGAGCGUCUCACCGCGCGGCUCCAUUGCCGCCGGCUGUCCAGGCGGCGAUGUAUCGCGUCUACUGCGACGCGAUUACAAUAUGCAACGUUCCAUAUCGGACGAAGUCGAUUCGAUCGGUGAUGGCACCUCACUGCUACAUCCCGAUACCGCCUGGGUGGCUGGCUCACGGCGUGGUUCUUCGCAGUCGGAGACGCUCGAGGUCGAGGUAUAUCAAUUGGGUAAAGAUUUUUCACGUUCCUUACCCGGUUCGCGGCGCUCCUCGUUUCAAGAUCCAGAUAAAAUACGCGAAGAAGAAGCAAUGCAACCGCCACCAGCUUCCUAUUAUGUGGGCCGGCGUCGUUCGUCAGUGGCACGUCGUGAUCCAGAUGAAAUACUGAAAUCAUUGAAGGCGGUACGUGGUGAGCUUGGACGUGCAAUGAGUUUAGGAACGGAACAGCAAAAACGACCGGGAUCAAGACGCGCUAGUCGUGUGGGCUUGCCGAGCAAUCCGGCCAGUCGCAAGGGCUCCAUACUUGACAUCACCCAGCAGCAGCAACAGCAACAACAGCAACAGUUACAACAACUACAGCAGCAACAUCAACAACACUUGCAGCAGCACCUGCCGGUGGGUAUCGGCAAUGCAGCUACCAGUCCACCCUCGGAUGAUGAAGGCAAGCAGUUCACGCCACGCUGGAAGGGCUCGGGUAGCAAUUUGCGUCCACAGAGCGCCAAACAGGCGCUGUCAAUGUUGAAGCAAGCCUCCUCCGCCACGAAUGUGGCUAUGCAGGGACAGACGGGCAGUGGUAGUCUGCUGAGUGUGGGCACCGACAGCCCCAAGCAGAUGCGGAAGGGUAGCAUGAUUAAUUUGAAGGCGGGCGAAAAUGCACUCGGCCCGACGGCGAUGCUGCAGCGCAAAGGUAGCGUUUACGCGCACACUGCAACGGAACGCGACAUCAGUAGUGUCGGCAGUAGCGGUUCGCCACAGCGGAAGGGCAGUGUUUAUGUCGGCGGUCGAGCGGCUGGCCACGAAGGUGAGUCGCCACUGAUGCGGAAGGGUAGUAUGUAUAGUGUCAGCAGCAACGAAAGCCCGUCCAUGCUGCGCAAGCAGAGUAUCGCACCGCAUCACAUCAGUGCCAAGAACUUGAGUCAUGGCAGUCAUGCCGACAGCAUGAGCAGUUUAACGUCCACGACUGCGACCACAGUCGCCACAGCGGGUAUUGAUACGGACUAUGGGCUCAAAAUGGGACCGGGGCAAAUACAUCCAAAGGGUUACCGCUUAACGACGGUGCGCCAUGGUGAGCUGAAAAUGGCAUUUGCCAAAAUCAAAGGCAUCGUUGAGGUGGAGGUGAUAUGCGCACGCAACAUUGUGCCCGAGGACUGUGAGACACCGCCGGAUACAUAUGUGAAAUGCUACAUCAAGGAUGGCGAUCGGCUGCGGCAUAAGAAGAAGACACGCGUGAUGAGACACUCGUCCGAGCCGUACUACAAGCAGACGCUCAAGUAUCAGAGUGCCGACGUAUUCGGUCGCAACAUAGUCAUUAUGGUGUGGCAACGCUGUGUGGGCUUCGAACACAACCAAGGCUUGGGCGGCACCGAAGUCAAUCUCGACAAGAUAAAUGCCGCACAACGCAUAGGCGGUUGGUAUCCACUCUUUCCGAUGCAUUCUUUGGGCGGCUCCGAUUCGGAUAAUUCUCCUUGACCGAUCACGCACACACAACUACGAAACACCCAAACAAAUACAAUGAACAAUAAAAUCAACACCACAAAUAUGAAUCAUAAUACAAUAAAUACAACAAAACGAAGUAUAAUAAAUACAACAACAAAAACACCAAUAAAACAACUACACUAUAAUAAGCAAAAAACUAUUUAUGAUAAUUAUAAUUCUAAUGGUAAUGGAAGUAAUGAUUACAAUUGUAAUGCUAGUAAUGAUUACAAAGGUAAUGCAAGUAAUGAUUACAAAUUUAAUGCAAGUAAUGAUUGCAAUGGUAUGGAAGUAAUGAUUACAAAUUUAAUGCAAGUAAUGAUUACAAUGGUAAUGGAAGUAAUGAUUACAAAGGUAAUGCAAGUAAUGAUUACAUAAAUUUAUGUAGCGCAAUGGCUCAAUUACAAUUUAUUAGAUUUAAAUUGCAAAUUAUGGCAACUAUGCAAAUAUUACAAUUACAACAAA
Zeugodacus cucurbitae (melon fly) is the source of this 6058-nucleotide messenger RNA. RefSeq names its product regulating synaptic membrane exocytosis protein 2 (gene Fife). Gene Ontology annotation, biological process: regulation of synaptic plasticity; calcium ion-regulated exocytosis of neurotransmitter; positive regulation of synaptic transmission. Bases 1541 to 5590 code for a protein of 1349 amino acids. The transcript is spliced from 15 exons. NCBI's taxonomy places the organism in Eukaryota, Metazoa, Arthropoda, Insecta, Diptera, Tephritidae. Gene Ontology annotation, molecular function: small GTPase binding; transmembrane transporter binding. Gene Ontology annotation, cellular component: presynaptic membrane; cytoskeleton of presynaptic active zone. The record is from RefSeq and is a predicted model, not a curated record.